Messenger RNA from Pecten maximus, 4703 nucleotides. RefSeq lists its product as uncharacterized. The transcript is spliced from 2 exons. The record is from RefSeq and is a predicted model, not a curated record. NCBI's taxonomy places the organism in Eukaryota, Metazoa, Mollusca, Bivalvia, Pectinida, Pectinidae. The coding region runs from base 97 to 3138 and encodes 1013 amino acids.
CAAAGAUGGCUGUCACUCGCAGGAGACACUGCACGCUUACUGUUUACCGAGGUUCUUGCGUCUUCCUGACGGCUACUAAUUAAUGUACCUGUUGCAAUGAGUAAUACUGAUCUUUGGAUGUUUGGAGAUGAUGGAUGUCUUCACAAGUUUGAUGAAGGAUGUCAUUUAGCUGACAGAAACAGACCAUGUCACUCAAAGAAAAAAAUCCAGGACAUCACUAAUUUGCAUUGUGAUUACUUGGAUCUACAUGACAAAGGACACAUUCAGCAAGGACAAAAUGAUGUAAUCAAGCGUAUUGAGGAUUCUAAAUCUCCCACCAUGUUCAGGAAUGGUUUUGGCAUUUUGAGUGUAAGACCAGUUAAAAAAUCACAACGGAAAAGAGAAUCCCUGGAUUCCAAUGUCAAGAUUGAGAAUUUGUCAGAUGUGUCUCAUGAGAAUUCUCAACCUGCCGUUACUUCAGAAAACAUACAAAACAUUGGUGCUGUGAUAAAAAUGUUACCAGAGAAAUCCAUUACUUCACAACAAGAAAAUGUGAAAUAUCUUGACAUGCCGAUCACAACUAAAAACACUGUGUCAUCUACAGACUGUUUAGUAAACCCAACAACGUUAACAGAAACAGAUGACACACCUGACACAUCUAAUCCGAGAAAAGUGUCACCCCAUGGCUCGGAGAACUCUUUAUCUUCAAAAUGUGGUGACAUGGCUUUUAAAUAUGAUAAUUCCUGUUUUGUAGACCAGUCAAUGCUUAAUGUUUUAGAGUGUGAAGGAAAUUUGUUACCAAAGAGUAGUUUACCUGAUAACAGCCAUGCCAAGCCUUCCAUGCCUGAAAAGAAUGGACAAUCUUGUCUGGGAUUAGUUGUUUCUGAACCUCAGAUGUUCGUUGCGAUUCCCAUUGAACUACAAGAGACAUCCAUUUCUACAUCAUCUGGAUCUGACAUUAAAAACACAAAAUCUUCUAUUGAAUUCCAAGCAACACCCAUUCCUCAAUCAACUGUUUCUGGAUCUGACAAGAAAAUGGAGACACCACAGCAGAUAGUUGUUGAAAAGUCAGUGACAUCUGAAUUGAACAAUCCAAACAACAUAAUGCAUGUAUCUGAUAUACCUAAAAUUGACUCAUCCACAAGUGAAGUUUCCACAUCUGUUUACAAUCAAGAUACAUCAAGUCAUCAAAUCACUGUCAGUGAAGCAAACAGACAAGGUACUAAUGAGAUUGUCCACCAAUCUUGUGGUCCUGGAGAAAGUUCAGAAGUCCAAACAACCACUGACGAAGACCUCCCUAUGUUGAUGGGAUCAAAUCUUAGGAGACAGCCCAUUGGUGUUUCAGAUCCGAAGUGUUUGUCACAUUGUGAUAUAACCUCUGUCGAUGGAUUGCCUGUAACAUGCUCACAGAUGUCAUUACUAGCAAAUGAGGACAGCCUUAUAAAGUACUUGAUUGAUCAUGACAACACUCCCUCAAUGCCAGAAUGGACAGAGACAGAUGUUGGUUCUACAUCAAAUGAUCAAACUGCAGUGAAUGAUACAGACAUUUCUCUGCCAAAAGUUAAAAGAACAGUGAAAGGUAGAGGAUGUUCUUCAUUAAAGGUUCAAACUGCAGUGAAGGAUACCAAAAUAUUGAAACAGGGAAGUAUUCCAAAAAAAGUAAAAAGGACAUGCAAGAAAUCGAAGCGGCACAUGAAAAAAGUACCAAUGAUGACAACACCAUCUCUAAUUACUGAGACAGGCCUUGAUUGUAUCCCGUCUUCAUCACAAAACCAAUCUUCAGAAUCUAUGCAUACCAUUAAAACGGUGAUAAAAACUGAGCAGUCGAAUGAAGCUGAUUAUAAUCAUGAACAUCCUCGAAAUCAAGUCCAUAUCAAAACUGAGCCAUUUAGCAGCAACGAUGAACUUGCUUCUGCAGUAGUUGGAAAUACAUGUACAGUCAGGAUAAAAUCGGAACCAGUAGAUGAUGCUGUGUGUACUUCUACGGAGUCUCAAAUCAAAGAUCACUUGACCAAUCCAAUGGAAUUCCAAAAUCAUUGUCCACAGUCACUGAGCAGGACUACAACAGGGACAAUGUACUUGACAGAUGGUGCUUCUAGAAAGCGUAAACACUCAUUUGGGACGUUCACGGACAUGGCUACCUCAAACGAGUAUGAUGUAAAUUCUGUUGAUUCACAGCAAUUGCAUCAGCCUCAUCAACUACCUGGGCCCUUGUCAACUGCGGUUCCCACUCAGCAGAAUGAGUCAUUUUUACCCUUCAAAAUUCAAUCUGUUUUCUCUCUUAAAUCACAUAGUCAUAACAUGUCCAUUCAAGAUAUUGUCAACAUCCAUGAGAAAGAUACAGCAGACAAGCUUAAGGCUUUCAAUUAUUCUGAAUGGAAGAAAUCAAAAAUCAGUUGUCCAGCUGAUAAUUCAAAUCAGAAGAUACCAAAUACAGUCAUAUUGUCAAAAGAGGUGAAAUCUGAUCCACGUCUUCGUUCCUCUUGUUAUGUUGUGAUAAAUAGAUUACGUUGGAGAAAUGGACAUAUAGAAGACCCAGAAUGCUCGCAAAGUUGUAAACACAGAUUUUUAUCAGAAAACAAUUUGAAUGAGGAUGCUUCUUACCCUCCGUAUAUACCCAAUAUUAGGACAAAAACAGGAUCAGGUAGUGCAAGUGUGAAUUCUUCUGGCACUCGAUAUGCUUCAUCUACCUUCCUUAAGGUACCUACUGCUCCGUCGUUGAAUCAGCCUAAGGUAUAUGUUACAUCUACAGUAUUGCCACGUAAAACACACACACAGACAUUGACAGAUCCUUCAAAAGAGGCCAAAAAAUACUGCACCAUCAAUGUUCAAGGAAAGAACUUACUAAUGCCAUCUGUAAAAUUGAAAACCCCUCUUAACAGACAGAAGCUUAAGGUAAACACAUUCCCAGGAAUGCAGUUGCCAAAGGUUUCUUCCAGACAUUGUUCUAAUGGACUGAAAAGUCUAUCAAGCGCGACUGAUCCAACACAUAGUGUUCUGAACUCUUCAACCAGUAUUGGCAGUAAAAGCAUUGUGGAUUUUGAAUUUAUUGCAUCAAAAGAGUUAAACCGAAACAUGCGUGCUUUCAAGAAAAUUACAAACCGUCGGAAUCUGUUGUAUGGUAUUGCAGCCAGGAACUAUGGUAUGUUAGAUAGCUAAAAGUCAGAUUUGUAAGUGGUGUAGUGGUUAAGGAUAUAUAUUGAAGUUAGCUAUAUAGUCUCCUUGGGAAACUCGUGUGACUGUUAAGACCUGUGGGUCUCUUAUACCAAUACCAUAGACAGUUAUAAACCAUGAUCACCUCACUGAAUUUUACUCAAGUGAUCCUUUAAAAGUCUCUGGCAGUUUGUGUACAGUGUACAUGUAUUCAUCAAAUUAAACAGGUUCACCUGGAACAUGCGGCAAGGCAAAGUAAGAUAAGGUAUAAUCCUGAACCACACAAUAAAUGUGAGAUGUAGGAGACAAAAAAAAUCACCGCUUAGAAGUACAUUGUAGAAACUGAUAAAUCUUGUGAUAUUUGUGCAGAAGCUAAGUGAAAGCCACCAAGAAACAUGAUUGCUUUCAACCAGACAUAAAGGUAUUGAAGCAAUCUCCAACAGAUUUGCUCAAGUAACCAUGCAUCUGAAUGCAUGCCCUAUAGAAUGUUUUUGAUUCCAACCUUUGGUGCCAGAUCAGACCAUUUUUCUAUUUUUCAAUAUGACCCUGAAAUUGACUUCUUACUACUCAUCAGUUACCAGCUCAAGUUAUGGUUAUUAGAGGACAAGCUUUGAUACUGCAAAUAUUACUUUCAUUUUCUUUGGCUGAUCUUGAAUUUUCUGUUUAGUAGAACUUGCUAAGGAUUACAGUAGGAUUUGAAGAAACACUUGGAUCAAGUGUUACAGACAGGCACAAAUUGUAUUUUAAAAACUUUAAAUGAUGCAUACACAUUUUGGCCUCACUUUGAAAACAGUGUUCUCUAUAUAUAGGCUGUUUUACCAUGGUGAUGGUACAAUAACACGUGAUUAUUGUACUGAGCGUCAUUGCCACGAUCACCACCAUUGCUAGCUGUUGGGUACAACUUUUAUGCCUGGGCACUGUAUAUUGCAAUUAUGCAUAUAGAGAAGUAAGGAUUUAACCAUAUCUUUGCAGGCUAGGGAAAUCCUGGGACAAAUGCAUAGUAUACAUGUAGAUGUAUUUAGUGAAAAGCAUGGAUGCUCAGUGUUGGGUUGGCUAAUCCGAACCCUUUAAUGAUUUUUAGGUCACACGAGACGAAAACUUGAGAAUGAAUCAAAUACUGAAAUUUUACACUGGUCGAAGGGACUUGUUUUUAAGAUAAAUAUGGUACUAGAAAGAUUAAAAUGGAGAUUACUGCAUAUUUUAUAUUUUAGUGUGCUCAAAGUUGUGAGUAUAUCCGAAUUUUAAACAAAUUAGCUUUAUGAUGAAUUAUCACACCCAAAAAGCUUGCAUAGAAAAGCAACAUAGAUAUGUAAUUGUACACAGUCAUAAAUUAGUACAAUGCUUUAAGUAUGAAAAACACUUAAAGGGGCAUUCCUUCGUUCGAACAUCAGAAACAUGCACAAUUUCUAUUGAUCAAAUCUAUGUCCGAACGAUAAUUAUAUGAGUGUUUGUGUCUACAAGUAAUGAAAUAAACACCGAAAUGUACAGGAAAAUGUGUAGCCUAUACAAAACCAUAUGUCUUUGCGGUAAAUAGUGAUACUUGGGGCGAAUUAAAACAUUUCAAGACUUAA